Molecule: messenger RNA, 2312 nt
Organism: Leptonychotes weddellii (Weddell seal)
Lineage: Eukaryota; Metazoa; Chordata; Mammalia; Carnivora; Phocidae
Gene: SLC35G6
Product: solute carrier family 35 member G6
Cellular component (GO): membrane
Source: RefSeq, a predicted model, not a curated record
CAGGAAGGUUCCAGGGAAGAACCCCACUCCCCACUCCAACCAGGUCACAAGGGCUGGAGCUCCGAAGGGCCCAGGCCCCCUGAGCCAGGAGUAGAGGAGGAAGUCCAAGGAAAGAUGGCUGGCAGUCACCCCUACUUCAACCUGCCUGACUUCACCCAGCCAUCGCCGCCCUCCACUCCGCCCAGCCUCCCCUCGCACCAGCGCUGCCGGCCCUCCGAUGCCACCAAGGGCCUGCUCGUGGCCCUGCUGGGUGGGGGCCUGCCGGCUGGCUUUGUGGGCCCCUUCUCCCGUAUGGCUUACCAGGCUUCCCACUUACCCUCGCUGGAGCUGCUCAUCUGUCGGUGUCUCUUCCACCUUCCCAUUGCCCUACUACUGAAACUGCGUGGUGACCCACUGUUGGGACCUCCCGAUGUCCGGGCCCGGGCCUGCCUCCACGCCCUGCUCAACGUCCUCAGCAUCGGAUGCGCCUACAGUGCAGUUCAGGUGGUGCCUGCUGGCAACGCGGCCACGGUCCGCAAAGGUUCUUCCACCGUCUGCUCUGCUCUCCUUGCCCUCUGCCUCGAGAGUCAGGGGCUCAGCGGCUAUGACUGGUGUGGUCUGUUGGGCAGCACCCUGGGACUAAUCAUCAUUGUGGGACCCGGACUAGGGACACUGCAGGAGGGGACCACGGGCCUCUACACCGCCCUGGGCUAUGUGCUCGCGUUCCUGGGCGGCCUGGCACUGUCGCUGGGGCUCCUGGUCUAUCGCUCCCUGGACUUCCCCUCUUGCCUCCCGACAGUGGCCUUCCUGUUUGGCUUGGUGGGGCUGGUGGGCUCUGUGCCAGGCCUCUUUGUACUGCAGACCCCUGUGCUGCCCAAUGAUCCUCUGAGUUGGAGCUGUGUGGGGGCCGUGGGGAUCCUCGCCCUGGUCUCCUUUGUGUGCGUGAGCUAUGCAGUCACGAAGGCCCACCCCGCCCUGGUGUGCGCCGUCCUGCACUCCGAGGUGGUGGUGGCCCUGAUGCUGCAGUAUUACGUGCUCUAUGAGACCGUGGCGCCUUCCGACAUCAUGGGGGCAGGGGUGGUGUUGGGCAGCAUCGCCAUCAUCACCGCCCAGAACCUCAGCUGUGAGAGGGAAGGGCAGGUGGAGGAGUGAGAUCGAACUGGAGAGCCUGGGGGUUGGGGGGGCAGGGGGAAAUAGAAGGACAAGGAGAGACUGGAAUACAAACAUGGGAGAAGAGGUGACCGGAAAAGAGCUGAUAUGGGAGAGGGACACUCCUUGGAGUCAGGGGUGGAGAGGGACUCUGCCUAGAAGACCUGGAACAAGCGUGGGGACCAAGACAUGAGGAGUCUAGGCUGGGGCUUGGGGAUCAGGGCACAACUGCAGGGUAAGUAAGGUCUGAGGAGCAAACCAAAAAGGAGCUGAGAGGCAGGCGGGCCAUGAGCCAUGGGGAGGAUUUCUCCCUCAGCAGCAGAGAGAAGAGCAUUGGGGCCGGAGUGUUUGGGCGGCUUUCAGGCGAACGGACAGAGCGAGCAGCGGGGGGUAAGGGAGUGCGCCUUUCUUCUCCUGAGAGCCGGUUUCCUUUCCUCAUGGUUAUGCCCGCCCCCCCCCUCCCCGGUGGUGACGUGACAUUGACAUCAAACAAGGAUCACUCUGAACCUGGCUGUGCCUUGGUGUCAUCUCUGCUUUGGAAGGACAGUGAAAGUCCUACUCCGCUCUCAUUGGAGAAUCCCUUGGGAUCCCUGCCCCCUCCCCCCGCCAAUCUCGUUUCUGAAAUAUUCUAGAAGGGGGUAGGAUCUCCCAGCGUUCAGACGCCUUGACUCUGAAUCCCCCAGGACUUCUGCGUCCCGCCCAUGGCUAAUCUGCUUUUCCUGGAUUGUCGCGGUCCCGUGAUCUCUCCCGGACAGUGGCCAGCCUCCUUCCGGAGAAGGCUUCCCGAGCGGACGCCUCUUCGAGCGGCUCGGGCCGGGGGUCGAGGGCCCGAGCUCCGUACAGCGCUCCCUUGGAGGCCCGCAGAUGCCCACCCGUCCCAGGAGGCCGCUCGACAAAUAUCAGCUACUUCCGGACAAGCGAUUUGCCUCGCCAUCUUGAUCGGUUCAUGCAUAUUCAGCGUGGUUACUGCAUAUGCAUGACCAAGGACGGCCCCAGCGCUCCCCCCUCCGGGAACCCUCUUGGGAGGAUCCGACCGGCCCCGCCUCCUUCAUUACCGAUUCGCAGAACAGACCAUUUUCCAGCGGAGGGAGGGGGGGAAUAUUAAAGGGAGACUUUUGUUGAAGACGAAAGCACGGUCCAAACUAGAAUAAAAGCGGCCUGUAUUUCCCCUCGGUCCUUCAAAC